This is a messenger RNA of Cynara cardunculus var. scolymus (artichoke), 1590 nucleotides long. RefSeq names its product tryptophan synthase beta chain 1-like. Gene Ontology annotation, cellular component: cytoplasm. The record is from RefSeq and is a predicted model, not a curated record. Lineage: Eukaryota; Viridiplantae; Streptophyta; Magnoliopsida; Asterales; Asteraceae. Gene Ontology annotation, molecular function: tryptophan synthase activity. The coding region runs from base 21 to 1340 and encodes 439 amino acids. Gene Ontology annotation, biological process: L-tryptophan biosynthetic process. The transcript has 5 exons.
UCAAUUCUCUCUCUCUAGAAAUGGCAUUCAGUGUCCAAAAGCUUUCAAUCCCUUAUGUUGGGGAAGUGGUAGUACCAAACCUUGAGCCUGUGAAUUUGAACACAAACCUAAAUUUUAGAAGUAAAUCUUGUACAAAGACACUAAGUACUGUGCCCAUGGAGACUACUCCGACUCCGACCACCGGAAAGUUUGGAAGGUUUGGGGGGAAGUUUGUCGGCGAAGUCCUCAUCGCUCCAUUAGCCGAACUCGAAGCUAAGUUCAACUCACUUUUGCAUGAUCAAGAGUUUAAGAUGGAACUAGCCACUGCACUGAAGGAUUACGUAGGACGCGAAACUCCUCUCUACCAUGCCCAAAAGCUCACAGAUCAUUACAAGAACAUCAAUGGAGAAGGGCCCGAAAUCUAUCUCAAAAGAGAGGAUCUCAACCAUGGAGGAUCUUACAAGAUGAACAAUGUCAUCGCACAAGCAAUUUUGGCCAAACGUAUGGGUCGAAAAAGCGUUAUAACAGCCACAAGCGCCGACCGCCAUGGUGUCGCAACGGCUGCGGUGUGCGCCAAGUUCUCGUUAGAUUGUACCAUUUUCAUGGGAACCCGAGACAUGAGGCGAAAACCCUCCAACUUGCAACUCAUGAAGCUGCUUGGAGCUAGGGUUAAGCUUGUGGAUGGAAGUUUUCAGGCAGCAGCUUCAGAAUCAAUGAGGGAAUGGCUAGGAAACCUAGAAACCGAAUACUACCUUUCUGGAACGGCUGUGGGACCGCACCCAAUCCCGACCAUGGUUCGUGAAUUCAAUUCGAUUAUCGGACAAGAAACAAGAAAGCAAGCAAUGGAGAAAUGGGGUGGGAAACCAGAUGUGUUGGUUGCUUGUGUAGGGAGUGGUUGCAAUGCAUUAGGUCUGUUUCAUGAGUUCAUGAGUGACGAAAGUGUAAGGAUGAUUGGAGUUGAGGGUGGUGGUGGGGAUGAGUUGCAUUGUGCAAGUCUUGUAAGAGGUGAAAUUGGUGUUUAUCAUGGAGCCAUGUGUUAUUUGCUUCAAGAUGAACAAGGCCAUAUCACAACGACACACUCUGUGGCUAGUGGAUUGGAGUACCCAGGAGUAAGCCCAGAGCUAAGCUUUCUAAAAGAUGCUGGCAGAGUUGAGUGCUACAGAGUCACUGAUCAAGAAGCUCUAGAUGCAUACAAAAGACUAUGUUGUCUUGAAGGUAUAAUUCCAGCACUGGAAGCCUCUCAUGCGUUGGCGUAUCUCGAAAAGCUUUGCCCUACACUGCCUCGUGGCACCAAGGUUGUGGUUAACUGUUGUGGCUCCGGGUACAACGACGCCCCCAUAGUCUUGAACGACAUGCCUUAAUUAACCCGAUCGACGUAGAUGCAUAUUUGGUUUGCUUAAUCAUAAUAGAUGGUAAGAGUAUUAACCCAAAGAUGAGUGUUAUUAAAGGGGUAUUAUUAGGAUGGUUGCAAUCAUUUGGCUAUGCUUUGUUUUGGGAGUUUCUUAUGUUUUCUAUUUGUUUCAUGUAAUUACUUGAGCAUACUUGUAAUCUACAAUAGAAGUUUAAUAUAACUUCAUUAUAAACAAGAAAAUUUGAAAUUUAUAUUAGAAC